AUGACCAGAGUUGACAAAUUGGAGAAUGAGGUCAGCAAGUUCACUACUAAUGUCAACCAAGCGUACGAAAGGCUUUUAUCACUGGAACGUUACUCAAGAGAUUUCAACCUACGAAUUUACAAUAUUCCCAAGGGCUCAAAUGAGAACUGUAUUGAAAAAUUGAAGACCACACUAUCUAACAAUUUGGGCAUCAAACCCGUGAUAGAGAACGCGCAUAGGAUUUGGGGACCCAGGACUGGUGCUUCAAAUGACCUGAGACCUGUCAUUGCCAAGUUUCUUUAUCAACUGGAACGUCUUCAGGUAAUCCAGAAUAAGAGAAGUCAAAGAAUGGUGUGA
Molecule: messenger RNA, 336 nt
Organism: Porites evermanni
Lineage: Eukaryota; Metazoa; Cnidaria; Anthozoa; Scleractinia; Poritidae
Source: the annotation of a GenBank genome assembly